Molecule: messenger RNA, 2259 nt
Organism: Lates calcarifer (barramundi perch)
Lineage: Eukaryota; Metazoa; Chordata; Actinopteri; Centropomidae
Gene: hmgn3
Product: high mobility group nucleosomal binding domain 3
Exons: 7
Coding region: 185-589 (134 amino acids)
Biological process (GO): chromatin organization
Cellular component (GO): nucleus; chromatin
Molecular function (GO): nucleosomal DNA binding
Source: RefSeq, a predicted model, not a curated record
UGACCCCUCUACCCAAUGGCUGUAGGAGGUAUAGAGUUUUGGGGAGUGCAUAUAAUCAACAUAUUAUCGAAGGUGCUUAGAUAUUGAUCCUGUAUUUCGAGGUAGUUCAAAUUCACCUCUCUUGGACCUUCGGGUUUGACCAUAAUUUUUUCCGCGCUUGGUGGAGAAUAAUUCACGCGUAAAAAUGCCGAAGAGAAAGUCUCCAGAGGGUCCCGAGGGCAAGGAGGCCUCCAAAGUCACAAAACAAGAGCCCACCAGAAGGUCAGAGAGAUUGUCAGCGAAACCUGCUCCACCCAAGCCUGAGGCCAAACCCAAGAAGGCCAUCGUCAAGAAGGUGGCAGAUGAUAAGGGGGCGAAGGCAAAGAAAGGCGGUGCUAAGGGAAAGAAGGAAGAUGGCCCCGCCCAGAACGGAGAGACCAAGACCAAUGAGAUCUAUGUGUCUCGUCCGUCUGUCAGUGUGUCAUCCAUCAGAAGCACCGCUCCCUCCUUGAUGUCAGUGAGAGGGCAGAGUGAGACAGUCAGAGUUGAGGUGUGCUUUGCAGUGCUGUGUGUAUUGGCAAGAGAGAGGGAAUACAGUGAGAGAGCGUGAGGAGGAGAAGAGAGAAGAGAGGAUGUCUGGCGUUUUCCUUGCUGUGUGCGCUGAAGUGGGCCAAGGACAACUCUUUACACACGGGCAGGAAGGUUCUGUGCCGCUCACAGUGUGUGUGUGUGUGUGUGUGUGUGUGUGUGUGUGUGUGUAUGUUUGUGACGUGGAAGAUGAUUGGCUAACUGUGUUAUAGACAGCAGGCUCCACCAGUGGCCAGGCAGAGGAAACAGACAGGAGAUGUUCGCUCCAGUGAGAUCGCACGCACACACAUUUUGAUUCCUGAGUUGAAAUAAUGUUGAUUCCUGCUGAUACCAGAGGAGUUAUGGGGUUCAGUGAGUAGCUUUCUGGAGCAAUUUAGUGGAGAAAGAGGCCACACUUGUGUGCUGUGGAAGUGUGUGUCUGUCAACCAAGCCAAUCCAAGCCAAGCCAAUCUUGGGUGCACAUGAUUUUAGUCUGGAAAAUACUCACUGAGGCUCAUUUUAGCUGUAAACUUGAAGCUGGUCUCUUUCUCAAAUUUAAGCGUCAGUCCAGUCUAAUCACAAACAUAUUUUCUAGUGGUAUGUAGUCCUGCAGCUUUGGCUUUUAUUUGCUUAGGUUUUGAGAUAACCGUAUCUGACACAAAACAUUGGGGAUGAGUGGAAUUUUUCAAUGCUCAAAUCAUUGGAAAGUGACACUCGAAAAACUCAACAGCAGUGUGCCAGGAACAAGGUUGCAUGCACUGUUGAUAAUCCACAAACCUCACUGGAACUACUUUCUACCAAAGAAGUAGUCCCAGAGAUAGCGGUUCAAAUUUCAAAAGGUGGAUAUCUGAGAACCUCAGCCACUCCCCCACCCCAAAAAAGGAAACUGUUGGUUACCACUAGCAGUAAUUGAGAAAACAAGGGGCUGUAGCACAACAUAAAGACUGGCAAAGUAGUAGGUGUUUAUAGGCAGAGUUUGUUAACUUUGGACAGUCAUGCUAGCUGUUUCACCCUCUUUCCAGUCAUUAUGCUAAGCUAACAGGCUGGCAGCUCUAGCUUCCAUAUAUAUGCAGACUUGAGAGUGGUAUUGAUUUUCUCACGUAACUCUCAGUAAGAAGUCAAAAAGAUGCACUUCCCACUUAUACUCCUUCAGUUAUGCCUCAGAAACUCCAGUGACCUAUUUCUUUCUUUGAAUGUAUUCUGAGAAGAUUAAAGGUUAAAUUUUAAUACUUGCAGAACAGCUGCUGUGUUUUUCUAUUUUGAAAAACCUUUGGCUUUCCAGGGAGCAGGCUUACCAAGUUAUUUCAUUACAUUAUUUACCCAAAGUAAAACCCCAAACCACUUCAAAUCUAGAACACAAAGUUAUUCAGAUAACUCAGUGAAGAUGCUUCCAGCAACAGACCCAUCAAGCUAAAACCAAGCGCAGCCAAGUGAGUGGCACGUACAUCCAGGUUAUUGAGAGAGAUCGUGUUUCAUCUUCCAGCUGGUUAAAGGCUGAUUCAGUUUAACGUAGAAUUAAUUUGGUCUACGCCCACUGAGGACUUGCCAGCUCGUCGUCAGACCAGACCAAGCAAAGAGAAAGUUGUGAGUUAGCUUCUUGAGGCUAUUCUCAGUGGAGAGAAUAAGGGGUAACACCUUAACAUCUUAACCUGUCCGCAACUCCUCACUUCAUUCUCCCCUCUUCCCUCCCUCCAGGUAACUGAAGCAGCAGAG